This is a messenger RNA of Andrographis paniculata, 1085 nucleotides long. RefSeq names its product transcription factor bHLH35-like. The record is from RefSeq and is a predicted model, not a curated record. Bases 124 to 936 code for a protein of 270 amino acids. NCBI's taxonomy places the organism in Eukaryota, Viridiplantae, Streptophyta, Magnoliopsida, Lamiales, Acanthaceae. Gene Ontology annotation, cellular component: nucleus. The transcript has 4 exons. Gene Ontology annotation, biological process: regulation of DNA-templated transcription. Gene Ontology annotation, molecular function: protein dimerization activity; sequence-specific DNA binding; DNA-binding transcription factor activity.
UCGUCUCCCUCUGUCCACUUAGUAUAAAUAAAAGCCCAACGCUCAAAUGGGCGCACUUUCCCCUUACCUUCGAUAAUCUUUUCUCUUCACGUACAGUAGAGACAGCCACAUACAGUAACAGAAAUGGACAACAACAUCAGUGAUGAAUACCAAAACUACUGGGAAACAAACAUGUUCCUCCAGACAGAGGAGCUCGACUGCAGCUACUUCGAAGACGCCAUCUCCGGCUACUACGACUCCAGCUCCCCCGACGGCACGCAAUCUCCGGCAUCCAAAAACAUCGUCUCCGAAAGGAACAGGAGGAAGAAGCUCAACGACAGGCUCUAUGCCCUCAGAGCUGUCGUCCCCAACAUCACCAAGAUGGACAAGGCCUCCAUAAUUAAGGAUGCAAUAGAGUACAUCCAGACGCUGCACGAGGAGGAGAGGAGAGUCCAGGCAGAGAUAUCCGAGCUGGAGUUGCUUAAUGCCCGAGGACUUUCCAACUCCAACACUACUGGGGGUGGGGGUGGGGGUGGGGGUGGGGGGGUCUUCGACUUCGAGCAGGAGGCAGCCACUGUGUUUACCUCCAAGCCUAAAAGGACAAGAAUGGAUUACAACUCCUAUCAUCCUUCUUCUGCUGUUGCUGCUGCCUCCAGAUCAGGGAUGAUGCCAUUUUCCCCCAUUGAAGUUCUCGAGCUGAGAGUUUCGAAUAUGGGGGAGAAGACAUUGGUGGUGAGCUUGACCUGCAGCAAGAGAACAGACACAAUGGUGAAGCUCUGUGAGAUCUUCGAGGCUCUCAACCUCAAGAUUAUUACAGCUAACAUCACUGCUGUUUCUGGGAGGCUUCUCAAGACUGUCUUCCUCGAGGCUGAUGAAGAAGAAAAGGAAGUAUUGAGAUUAAAGAUAGAAUCUGCCAUUGCAGCUCUGAAUGAUCCAGACAGCCCAAUGAGUGCAUAAUCUUCACUACAAGAGGAAAAAGAUUCUACUUAAUAGAGAUCUGAUUUUGUCUUUGUUUUUUCCCCUGCCUUGUCUGUAUAAUCAUCAAUCAUUUAGUCUUGUUUGUUUAGUCAAAAAAGUUUCCCAAAUAAAAUAAAUGGUUUCUUCUA